CAAAAUCUGAGGCAACGGAGCAACAAGGCUAUCUGAAUUGACACGGACUGACCCAGUUUACAUUUAGACUUUUGUUUAUGGUACCAUGGUUCUCUCAUCACAGUGUGGGUAUGUCUGAUUGAAUGCUGUCACUUAGACAGAUGACACCAGUUGUUUGUUUUUUUGUUUUUGUUUUUUGGUGUUUUAUUUUGUGCCAGCUGUCAUGUGAUGUUGACAUUUCCUCUAAAGAUGGCCAAACAGCAGGACAGCUCUCAGAUGAAAGCGAUACUCUCAUAUGAUGACAAGGAAAAGGAGGAAAAGGUGAAGCUUGAAAAAGAGCUGAGCAGCAAAGAAAAUUCAAGUCAGACCAGCAGCUCGUCCUCCUCCUCUGGACCAGUGAGGAUUCAGAGGGAGGAGGUCACAUCUUCCUGCUGUCAGCUGGACGAUCUGAAGCGGCUUCCACAUUUCCAUGGCAACCUGGGAAAGCUGCGUUUCUCUACGACACACACUGUCCUCAUAGAUGUGUCUGUUUUCAACUGUGGAGCAGGACUCAUUGCUCAGGAGGGCAGAGACCUGUGGAACAGUAACUUUGUGAAGAUGCCCUGUUCACAAGCAAUGAAUCACAGUGGACCCUCCCAAGCAGCCAGGUGGAAGCUGAUCUCCAAGCAACUGAGCGCUCUGGCCAGCAAAAAAUCAGUGAAGGUUGAUCAUGUUGUGGCAGCCAUCAUCAAAUUUAACCCCAAGUACAAAGAUCGGUGGUCGUUUGACGCCCUCCACACAUUUGUCGAGCAUGUUCCAAAAACAGAAAACUACUUUCACACACUGUUUCCAAAGAUUGCUGCCUUGGCUUUGAAGCUGCCUGACCAAAUAAAGAAGGCUAUCCCGCUGCUGCAGAGAGGACGCCCUGCAUCCAUCACUCUGUCACAGGUUCAGAUAUCCUGCCUGCUCGCCAACGCUUUUUUCUGCACCUUCCCUCACCGCAACACCUCCAGACCGGAUGCUGAGUACCACAACUACCCCAGCAUCAACUUCAGCAGUCUGUUUGGAAACUGGUCAGAGCGGAAGAAAGAGAAGCUGAGGGCCAUCAUGCAUUACUUCAACGUGGUGACUAAUGAGAACACUAACCUAGAAGGACUGGUGACGUUUGAGAGACGCUGCCUCAGAGACUCAGAUGCGCCCAGCUGGAGGAGCUCUUCGGAGAAGCUGCAGAAGCUGUACGUGACGUCAGACGGCAGCAUUGAGACUGAAGGUACAGGUCUGCUUCAGGUGGACUUUGCCUCCAGUCGGAUCGGCGGAGGAGUCCUCGGUUCUGGUCUGCUGCAGGAAGAGAUCCUGUUCCUCAUCAACCCGGAGCUGAUCGUGUCGCGUCUUUUCACUGAGAAGCUGGCGGACGACGAGUGUGUGAUCAUCACAGGCUCCCAGCAGUUUAGCUGCUACUCUGGUUUUGGCGACAGCUUUGAGUGGGCGGGGCCUCAUGAAGACGGCCUUGAAAGAGAUGAGUGGGCUCGGCUAAAGAGGCAGAUUCUCGCCAUCGACGCUCUGCACUUCAAAAACAGCAGGGAGCAGUACAAUAUGAGGAAGAUCACCCGGGAAUUGAACAAGGCAUACUGUGGAUUUAUGGGGGAAAAAGGACAUAAAGAGCCCGACAUCGCUACAGGCAACUGGGGCUGUGGAGCUUUCAACGGAGACCCACAACUUAAAGCUGUGAUCCAGCUGAUGGCAGCAGCAAAGUCCAGCAGAGGUUUGGCCUUCUUCACCUUCAGGAAUGAACAGCUGGAGCGAAGCCUGCAGCAGAUGUACCACCUGCUGGUCACAGAGAGGGUUACAGUUGGGAAACUGUAUGCACUUCUGGAGGACUACUGUGAUGUUCUGCACAAACCUGCUGGUUCACAUGUGGAUCUGUAUGAGUUCAUCAGAAAAAACAUCACAGGUGUCAGGAGUCAGCUGUGAGGAUGUUUGAACCAGAAUGGAAAUCUAGACGGUUUAAGUAACAGGAAAGUAAAACCUGCUCAAUCAUCUGUUUGUCUAAAAGGGUAUUUUUCGUUUUCUUCUUAAUUUAUUUGCUAGUUGAUGGAAUAAAAAUUACUCUGGCUUCAAGGUUUAACAAACAGGAGCUGCUGAAAAUAAGAAUACAAAUUCUAAAUGUGGGCUUUCUGUUAGGGCUGGACAGUGAAUUGAUUUCAAAAAGCGAAAUGGGAACAAAUCAACUAGCAAAUCACAAAGGCUGUUAUUUUGGAUGUAUGUGUGUGUCUGAUCUGACCCCGAGUUUAACUGUUUUACAAAUUCAUUCCUUCCCUUCCUGUUUGACAUUUUUGAUGAUGUGUUGUGCUGUAAUGCUCAGUCAUGUGUUUUUUGUAAAAAAGUAUUUUCUUUCCAUAGACGUUCAAUUUAUCAUCAUAGAAGAGGAAAGAAAGUAGAUUUACAUUUAGAAACUGCAUCGGAGAAUUUAGAUUUAGUUGUUUUGUUGUUGUUUUUUUGUUUAAAUUUACUCAACCGAAUUUAUCAGCUAAUCAAAUUACUGAUUAAACUGUUACUGCAGUUUAGGACAGAUGUGUCAAAUCCAGGGUUUAGACUGUAGCAUCAGUGGUUUUACAAACACGUCAUCCUUCUUGUGUGGCAGUUUUGAUGGUAUCUCACAUGAUAAUGGUUUCAAAUCUGCCACACAAUGAAUAUUAAACGAAAGCCAUCUUUUUAAAAAAAACGUAAAAUCACAAAUCAAACUUCUUUAGAGUUAAGAUGUCUUCUUCAACUCAGUCAGCCUGACUUCAUGGUGUAGGAGUAAAACUCACAAAGCAUGUUAGUGCUAAAAGGAGUUCUGCAGGCUGACGCAAGGAUUCACAACAGUUCAAACGGUUCACCUUAAACUAAUAAAGGAAGUCAGAGGACAGCAGCUGGCAGGCAAAAAGACAUCCGGUUAAUGGCUGGAAAGGUCUAAGCCCACAUUUGGCAAGAUUAAAGACAGGGAAGACGUACAGAUGGUGUGGCAGAGUUCAGUGGAAGCUCAGUGAAACUCAGGAGCUUCUGAGGGAAGAGUCAGUUUACUGAAUUACCUGCAUUCUGGUGAAACUUUAUGCACCAAUUUGUUACUUUUUAGGAUCAAUUUACAAUGAAAAUGUCUAUAUUUACAAUUCAAAAUCUAAAUUAAUAUACACUGAUCUAAUUCCACAAUGGAUUCAGUGGUUGUUUGAGCUCAGAAUUCUUAUUUUGAAAGACUCUGCUGGAAAAAGACUCUAUAAUGUAAAAGUUUCAUUGGUGGUGACAAGUACAAGAAUUAGGGCAGAUGAAUCCCCACUGAAGUCUGCACAUUUUCUGAUCAGUUUAUCCAUAAAGUUCUGCUGUGUGGCACAAUUUGUCAGUGAAUGUCACAUGAUGGAUGAAAUGGUAGAUCACAUGAAGCUGCACAUGCAGUGGACUUUGGCUAUAAUUAAAAUUGUGUUUAUUUAAAAACACCUUUGAAAAUCCCCUGAGCUGACCUUGAGCGCUGUACAGGUUAUAAGACAUACAACAACAUUUGUACAAAAAGCAAAAAUGAAAAUUGUAUUACAAACUAAUUAAACAUUGAAAUAUAUUAAUACAGUGAUAGUUUUCGGUUGGCUCAACAAAUCAUCAUCUAUUAAUUGUGUUUUUUCUACACUAAAAUCGUCUCUGUCUGUUCAUUUAUUGCACUUAAUCAUUAUUUAAUGACACAUUUAGUGUGUUUUGAUGAAUUUGUUCCAUUUUUGUGUCCAAGUUGUGCAAACCAGAAUGUCACCCUUCAUCACAAUGUAUUUGUAAAAGUUCAAAAUUAUUGUGCAUUUACAAACCUGCUUGAGAGACAAAUCCCAGCACAAAACUGUCUGUUCUUGUCUAGAUUUUUGUGACUACAGAGAUUUUAGAACUAAAACUACUUUUGUGAAUUCAUUUUCUGUCUGUUUCAAAUGAAAAGAGAUGCAUACAUAGUGCUGACUUACAAUGAUGGACCUCUGCUUAAUAAUGUGUUUUCAGACAAGGUACUUCAUACAUGCAAGACUGUUGAUGUUUUUCUCGAAUCUUGAGCUGGAAAGAAAUACUUCCAACAGCACAGUUCAAUAGUUUUUAUUUGUUGACAACAAUAAAACAUGUAACACUGUAUGAAAAUAAAUACAUCCUUCAAAUGCGA
Molecule: messenger RNA, 4117 nt
Organism: Stegastes partitus (bicolor damselfish)
Lineage: Eukaryota; Metazoa; Chordata; Actinopteri; Pomacentridae
Gene: pargl
Product: poly (ADP-ribose) glycohydrolase, like
Exons: 15
Coding region: 208-1929 (573 amino acids)
Biological process (GO): nucleotide-sugar metabolic process; regulation of DNA repair; carbohydrate metabolic process
Cellular component (GO): cytoplasm; nucleus
Molecular function (GO): poly(ADP-ribose) glycohydrolase activity
Source: RefSeq, a predicted model, not a curated record